This is a messenger RNA of Erythranthe guttata (spotted monkey flower), 1491 nucleotides long. Lineage: Eukaryota; Viridiplantae; Streptophyta; Magnoliopsida; Lamiales; Phrymaceae. The record is from RefSeq and is a predicted model, not a curated record.
GGGUAAAUUCAGAAUGCAAAUUAUGAGGGGUUUAGUUGGGGUUUCGUUAUAAGGGCGUGGCGUAUCUCAAUUCAAAUAAAUACCACAAUAAUACCCUUUUCUUUCUUUUGCAGCAAGAUAACUAGUAGCUUCAGAACAAAACCCUUGGAAGAUCACAACAACUCGACCAUCGGAAAACCCUAGCCCUUCUCGAAUCUUUUCAAUUCUGCAAUGGAUUGGUCGAAACUCAAAAUGGAUUUGUCGAAACUCGAAAUUGAUUUGUCGAAACUCGAAAUUGAUUGGUCGUGGUUGAUUCCAGUUGAAGGGACGGUUUGCUGCGUUGUUUCAGCCGUCUUAUAUGCUGGAGGAGCACUUGUCCAAGGGGAAGCUAAGGAACUGGAUUCUGUGGUUAGGGUUAGUAAGUUGAAGGAUUUGUCUCAAUUAUUGGAUGCUGCGAGUACAGUGUUUCCUUUGGUGGUGGCAGUUACUGGGUUGGUUUCUUCAGAUACCCCAAUCGAAUGCGAGUACAGCGGUUUGAAGGGCGUAAUCGUCGAUAAUAAGGAAGAGACUCAUAUCUUGAGACGCAAUUUCCGAGGAGUAUGGAAAAAAGAAUCGAUUCUUCCGGCUUCGGUGUGGAAUGAAGUUCCUUGGUACCUGGAUGAUGGUACCGGUCGUGCAAGUGUUCUUGAUGCCCGUUCGGCAAAUACAUUAACAUAUGCUGGUUUGCCAAUGACAUGUGGAGGUGAAGUGUUCGAGAGGUCAAUACAAUCCUCAAUUCACGAGAAAAUUGAAUUAGACAACGGUGUUAAGACUUUAGGAGUACAGAAGACGGAACGUGUUCUCCCAACCGGUACAUGCUUGACGGUUAUCGGUGAGGUGAUUAAGGAUGAAACAGGAGCAUUUGCCAUUCAGAAACCGUAUCGGCUCCCAUUUUAUUACAUCUCUUAUAGAUCAGUCAGCGAGAUUAUUGAAAACCUUCGGUCACACUCCAGCGUUUGCAUGUAUGCCUCUGCGGCUUUUGGUGUUAUGGGGGGGAUUCUCAUUGUAAGGCAUGCAUUCCGCUACAUGGAAUACAAGAAAAUGCAAAAGAGGGAAGCUGAGCUUCGACGUAGGCUUCUUGCUGCUGCUAAACAAGCUUCAAACAAGCAGUGAUGCAUGAGAGUGAACCUGCAGACAAAGAGGAGACAGAAUAUUAUCUAAUAUGUUUAACAUUUCAAUUUAUUUAUUUAAAUUUUUUUUUUUUUAAUAACAGAAUUAAAAGGUUUAACCUAGUGGUACGGUAUCGGCUUAGUUUGUGUAGGCAGACAUCGGGGGUUCGAAUUUCUCUAGGUGCGUGUGUUGUCGGAAAUAUUGUCCGCUGUGCUUAUUGAAUAUGAUAACAUUGAUGUCAAAAAGUUAUCAACCCUCACCGAUUAUUAACACUUGUUUACCAAAAUAAGAGACGAUGCAUGGAUUCAUAUGCAGAGAAAUAAAAACAGCAAGACUGAUGAAUAAUUUUUUUACAAAAAUGCU